AAGCAUCCUAUUCUUGUUUCCUAGUACUUGAGAGUUGAGACAACAAACGUUGUCUUUGUCUGGAACGUCUUCACACGGGCCAAGCAAGAGUGACACAAUAUAGAGUACAGCUUAUAUAGUCACAGUUUGGUAAAUAACCGAUUUGAGCUUUGUGAGUGCUGCUACAAACUAUGUUCUCUGAUUUGUAAUCACUUCUCUUCUCUUUCUAAAUCAUGGAUGUUGCUGCUGUUGGUGGAGCUUUUCUCUCUGCUUUCCUUCAAGUUCUUCUCGAUAGGCUUGCUUCUCCUCAGCUUGUUAACUUCAUCUAUGGAAACAAGGUUGACGCCAAUUUGAUCCAAAAGUUGAAGAACACUCUUUAUGCUGUUGAAGCUGUUCUUAAUGAUGCUGAGCAGAAACAGAUCAAAGACUCUGCUGUUAACAAUUGGCUUGAUGAUCUCAAAGAUGCUCUCUAUAUUGCUGAUGACCUUCUCGAUCACAUUUCCACCAAAUCUGCUACUACUCAGAAGAACAAAGAGGUGAGUACUACUGCUUCUAGCUACUUGUCUCGCUUUUUCAACUUUGAAGAAAGGGAUAUGGUUCGUAAGUUAGAAGAUAUAGUUACUAGGCUUGAAUCCAUUCUCAAACUCAAAGAUAUUCUUGGUCUUCAACAUAUUGCAACUCACCACCACUCUUCUUGGAGAGCUCCAUCAACCUCUCUAGAUCAUGGAUCUAACAUAUUUGGUAGAAAUCAAGACAUAGAGGCCAUACUCAACUUACUGUUACAUGAUGGUGAUGAUAAUGAUAGUGAUAAGAUUUCUGUGAUCCCUAUAGUUGGCAUGGGUGGUGUGGGCAAAACCACUUUAGCCCAAUCUGUGUACAACCAUGAUGACACUGUAAAACAUAAAUUCGAUGUUCAAGCAUGGGUUUGUGUUUCUGAUGAUUUUGAUGUUUUGAAGGUUACAAAGGCCCUUGCUGAGGAAGUUAGAAGUGCUUGUAACACAAAUAAUUUGAAUAUUCUUCAGCAAGAUUUGAAGGAUAAGUUGACCGGAAAAAAGUUCUUAAUUGUUCUGGAUGAUGUUUGGACCCAAGAUUAUGACAGUUGGAAUUCUCUUACAAAGCCUCUUCGAUGCGGAGCUAAAGGAAGUAAAAUUCUUGUAACAACCCGUAUUCAAAAGGUUGUUUCUAUGGUCCAAACUUUUCAAGGUUACUCUCUUGAGCAAUUGUCUGAUGAAGAUUGUUGGUCUGUGUUUGCAAACCAUGCUUGCCUUUCUCCAGAAGAAUCCACUCAGAAUAUGGAUCUCGAAAAAAUUGGCAGAGAAAUUGUUAGAAAAUGUAAGGGAUUGCCUUUAGCAGCACAAUCACUUGGGGGUUUGUUGCGACGGAAACGUGAUAUCAGGGAUUGGAAUAAUAUACUCAAUAGUAAUAUUUGGGAAAUUGAUGAAAAAGAGAGUAAGAUCAUUCCAGCACUAAGAAUUAGUUAUCACUAUCUCCCUCCCUAUUUGAAACGCUGCUUUGUUUAUUGCUGCUUAUAUCCUAAGGAUUAUAAAUUUGAGGAAGACGAUUUGAUCUUGUUGUGGAUGGCAGAAGAUCUUUUACAGCCUCCAAAAAAUGGAAAGACUUUGGAAGAAGUUGGGCAUGAGUAUUUUAAUGACUUAGCUUCAAGAUCUUUUUUUCAACGUUUUGGAAGUGGAGACAUCUUCCGGCUUUUUGUGAUGCAUGAUCUGGUGCAUGAUUUGGCAACAUUGAUCGAGGCAGAAUUCUACUUUAGAACAGAAGAACUUGGGAAAGAAACGAAGAUUGGUAACAAGACUCGUCAUUUAUCAUUUAACAAUUUAAGUGAUCCAGUGACAAAUAACUUUGAGAUUUUCGACCGAGCAAAACAUCUUAGGACCUUUUUGACAAUCGAUUUUAGACCUACUCCAUUCAACAAUGAAAAUGCAUCCUGCAUCAUUUUGUCAAAUUUGAAGUGCUUGAGAGUUUUGUCAUUUCAAGGUUUUGAAUAUCUUAAGGCAUUGCCUGACUCGAUAGAUGAAUUAAUUCAUUUGCGUUAUUUGGAUCUCUCUUCAACAACUAUGAAGACACUACCGGAGUCAUUGUGUAAUCUGCAUAAUCUACAAACCUUCAAGUUGUACAACUGUGAUCAACUAACCAAACUUCCCAAUGGCAUGCAAAAGCUUGUGAAUUUGCGCUAUCUUGAUAUCCGCUGCACUCCAAAGUUAGAAGAUAUGCCUAAAGAAAUGAGCAAAUUAAACCAUUUGCAACAUUUGAGUUGCUUUGUUGUGGGCAAGCAUAAAGAGAAAGGGAUCAAGGAACUGGGAACACUGUCAAAUCUUCACGGAUCACUUUCCAUUAGUAAAUUAGAGAAUGUUACCAACAACUUUGAAGCAUCACAAGCGAAAAUGAUGGAUAAGAAGUACCUUGAAGAAUUAUCUUUUGAAUGGUCUCAUAAUGCAAAAGACAAUUUUACAAAUUCACAAAGUGAGAUGGAUAUACUAGACAAGCUACAACCUGUUAAGAACCUAAAAAAGGUGUCUAUAUGUGGAUAUAGAGGCACGAGAUUUCCAGAAUGGGUUGGAGAUCCUUCCUACCGAAAUUUGACUAAGUUGUCUCUAUUUCGUUGCCAUAAUUGUUGUAUUCUUCCACCACUUGGACAAUUACGCUCUCUCAAGCAAUUGAGAAUCAGUGGAAUGAGUAUGUUGGAGACUAUCGGAUCUGAAUAUGGUAAUUCCUUAUCAGGGAUUCGCUUUCCCUCCCUUGAACGUCUUGAGUUUGAUGACAUGCCAUGUUGGGAAGUGUGGCAUCAUCCACAUGACUCAAAUGCUUAUUUUCCUGUACUCAACUCUCUUGUGAUUCGUGGUUGUCCCUUAUUGCGGGGAGAUUUGCCAUCUCAUCUUCCUGCUUUGGAAACAAUUCAGAUUUUACAAUGCAACCAACUUGCUUCGUCUCUCCCAAGUGCUCCUGCCACCCGCAAAUUAGGGAUACAUGAAAGCAAUAAAGUAGCAUUGAGAGAGCUACCCAUUUCAUUGGAAGAGAUCCAAAUUGAUGGAAGAGAGUCAACAGAGUCCUUCUUUGAAAUCAUUGCCAUCACCCUACCGAUUUCUCUGAAAAUUGUAAAGAUCAAGAAUUGUUCGUCUGCGUUAUCGUUUCCUGGAGAUUGUUUACCCGCAUCCUUAAAUAGUUUGUUAAUCAAAAAUUGUAGAAAUCUAGAUUUUCCAAAGCACAAGCAGCAUGAGUCACUUAAAUGGUUGUAUAUAGAUCGUAGUUGUGAUUCUCUGACAACCCUCCCACUGGAGACCUUUCCCAACCUCAGUACUCUCAUCAUCGACAAGUGUGAAAAUCUAGAAUGUAUAUCCGCUUCAAAGAUUCUUCAAAAUCUCAACUAUAUUUUAAUUUACAACUGCCCCAAAUUAGUUUCAUUUGCAAGAGAUGAAUUGUCUGCGCCCAACUUGAGAAGAUUGGAUAUCUACUAAUGUGUUAAUUUAAAGUCAUCGACAAGUAAUUGCCCAGAAAUGGAGACGUUUUGUGAAGGUGGUAUGCUGCCUAGCUUGAUGCGAGAAGUUAAUGAGCAGCCCAUCUCUAAGUUUGAAGGAUUUUGCAUUGCUGCCUCCCUCCCUUACCUCUCUAACGCUAUGCAAUAUGCCAAGUUUGCACACCUUGGACUGCACAAAGCUUGAAAUCUUUGGACGUCCACUGCUGGAAGAACGGUGCCGCAUGAAACACCCGCUAAUUUGGCCCAAAAUUUCCCACAUCCAAGGCAUUUUGGUUGACAACAAAUGGAUUUAGUUAGCUUCAACUUGUAUUUUCAAUAGGUAAUUGUUCUGCUAUUCCUCACCUAAAUGCCACUUGUCCAGUUUCAUUCA
This is a messenger RNA of Cicer arietinum (chickpea), 3839 nucleotides long. NCBI's taxonomy places the organism in Eukaryota, Viridiplantae, Streptophyta, Magnoliopsida, Fabales, Fabaceae. The record is from RefSeq and is a predicted model, not a curated record.